Messenger RNA from Drosophila takahashii, 1233 nucleotides. It is a transcript of the gene sxe2, whose product is annotated as sex-specific enzyme 2. Gene Ontology annotation, biological process: lipid catabolic process. The record is from RefSeq and is a predicted model, not a curated record. NCBI's taxonomy places the organism in Eukaryota, Metazoa, Arthropoda, Insecta, Diptera, Drosophilidae. Gene Ontology annotation, molecular function: lipase activity.
GACCAUUCGAUCUUUAUGUUCGAUCUACAAGUUCUGAUCUCUUUUUUAGUGGAUGCGUCCAUUCAAUACUUUGGCUAUGCGCCUGGCAAGUGCGAAGUAUCCAUAUCGGGUGUGAUCCAGGAUAUGAUUGCCACAGAGGCCCGCAUCAUCUCCGGAGUUCCACGUCCCUCGCAAACAAAACUGCUUCGCUAUGAUCUCUACACUCCUCUUAAUCCCGAGGAGCGUCAGUUGCUGCGACCAGGAGAUGUGACCAUGCUGAGGAACUCGCACUUCAAUCCCAAGUGGCCAGUAAGAGUCUCCAUUCAUGGCUGGGCCGGAAAAGCCAUCUCCUGCUCGAAUGCCGCCAUCAAGGAUGCCUAUUUAUCCCGUGGCAAUUACAAUGUCAUUAUUCUGGACUGGGGUCGCCAGGCAUUGGAUAUCAGCUAUCCGAGAGUCUCCAAACAGCUCCCUUCGAUAGCCGCCAAUGUGGCCAAGAUGCUGCGCUUUCUGCAUGAUAAUACAGGUGUUCCCUAUGAGCAAAUCUACCUGGUGGGUCACAGUGCCGGGAGUCACAUCUCUGGAUUAACAGGGAAAAUGUUGAGACCUCAUCGCUUGGGUGCCAUUUUCGCCCUGGAUCCCGCAGGUCUCACCCAACUGAGCCUGGGACCCAAGGACCGGCUGGAUGUGAACGAUGCCCUCUAUGUGGAGUCCAUUCACACGGAUCUAACGCUCCUAGGCAAUCCGAGCACCAAGCUCAGUCACGCCUCCUUCUUUGUGAAUUGGGGCCUGGGGCAGCCGCAUUGUCCCAACGCCACGGCCACGGAGUUUGACUUUGUGUGUGACCACUUUGCGGCCAUGUUCUACUUUGCCGAGUCAGUGCGUCAGCCCAGAUCUUUGGCCGCCUUGCGCUGCAGUUCGGCGCAAUCGGUGCUCUCGGCCACCUGCAACUGCAACAGUCCAGCUCAAAUAUGCACCGGCAACGAGUUCAUGGGCGGUGAGCCGGCGGUGCCCAAGAGGGGUAUCUUCUAUCUGAGCACACGGCCACAGUCGCCAUAUGGCUAUGGAGAUGGCCUGGUCCACAUGCGACGACCACGACCGUCCACAGUUCGGGAGACGGCGAAAAGGCGGCCAUUCGGUUAGAGGUAGAGAUCCAAAGCGCUCCGAAGCAGACAGACCAAAAAGAGAUUUAUAUAUUUAAGCCUAGCCUUAGCCAAAGAAUGCGAAUAAAGCAAAGAUUAUUUUACAAUUGAAUAA